Molecule: messenger RNA, 903 nt
Organism: Fomitiporia mediterranea MF3/22
Lineage: Eukaryota; Fungi; Basidiomycota; Agaricomycetes; Hymenochaetales; Hymenochaetaceae
Exons: 4
Coding region: 1-903 (300 amino acids)
Source: RefSeq, a predicted model, not a curated record
AUGAAGCAUAAGAGGGCUGUAGAAGAAGCUGAGCUCAUUGAUACACUCUGUGACAAUGACUUUACAUCUGAUGAUAGUCAGUUAGCUCAUGAUGCUCAUGUUGCUACUACUAUCCAUGAUAAAGCCAUUCAACAGAUGCAAUCAGCUAGAGUGACAGUCUCUGCUGAUGAGCUUCAAAGUGCAGAAUUGAUCUUGUCAAAGGUAAUUGCUGGCUUAGCAAAGAAAAUUAAUGACUCAAAUUCAUUGAAAGAAUGGUUUGAGAAGUUGAUUGAUGCUGAAGUUGGAAAGAAUGAGCCAUUAGUCAAUGGUAAUAAGCGAAUGCUUGCUCAACGAGUAGCAACAUGCUGGAACUCUGACUUUGCUUGUCUCCAAUCAUAUCUCUCAUUGUACCCUAUUGUUGAACAGUUAACAGGUGUUCAACAUUUAAAGCUACAGAGUUUCAUUCUUAAUGCAUCCCAGCUUUCUCUUGCAAAAGAGUUAUGCCACAUUCUUGCAAUUCUUGAAGAGCCUACUCGCUUGUUUUCUCAGGCAGAAGUUCCUCUAAUUGCAGAUGUGAUCCCUAUGUUUCUGGAAAUCCGGCAGGCACUUGAAUGUGCAAGCAAGGAUGAGAAUCUACCCUCUAUCCUCAGAAUUGCAGCUCAAGCCAGCAUUCUUGUUUGUGACAAGUACUUUACUCUUACUGGAGAAUGUGAAGUUUACUUCAUUGCAAUUGCUAUGUCACCAGAUAAAAAGCUCGAGUGGUUUGCUAAAAAGAACUUCCCAGCAAAUGUAGUACAGGAGAUUCAUGACCUUGUAAUACAUAGAUGGGAAGUGUCUUAUAAGCAUCUUCAAGCAGCCAGCUCAAGCUCUAGAAUAUCUACAAAUCCUCAGCCGCUUGUAAGUCUUAAUUUUUUCAUAAUAUAA